AUGUUGGCUGUGCAUUUCGAUUGCCCGGGAGGCCCAGAGAACCUCUAUGUGAAGGAAGUGCCGAAGCCACAUCCAGGAGAAGGGGAAGUGCUCGUGAAGGUCGCUGCCAGCGCGCUCAAUAGGGCUGAUUUACUCCAGAGGAGGGGGAAAUACCCUCCGCCCAAAGGAGCCAGUGAGAUUUUGGGCUUGGAAGCGGCUGGGACGGUGGCCGGGUUCGGCGGCGGCUGCAAGGGCCGCUGGCAGGUGGGUGACACCGUGAUGGCCCUGCUCUCCGGCGGCGGCUACGCGCAGUACGUCACCGUCCCCGAGGGCCACCUCAUGCCCGUGCCAGCCGACAUGACGUUCGCUCAGGCCGCGGCCAUUCCCGAAGCCUGGCUAACCGCCUUCCAGCUGCUGCAUUUUGUAGUUAAGAUACAGGAAGGUGAGACCGUGCUGAUCCACGCCGGCGCCAGCGGAGUUGGAGUAGCGGCCAUUCAGCUGGUCCGACUGGCCAAGGCCAUUCCCAUUGUAACAGCUGGAACACAGGAGAAACUGGAAGCGACGGCAAACCUUGGAGCGGCUGCAGGCUUCAACUACAAGACAGAAGAUUUCAGUGAAAAGGUCUUGGCUUUCACCCAAGGUUCUGGAGUAGAUAUUAUCUUAGAUUGUGUUGCUGCCUCAUACUGGGAGAAGAAUCUCAACUGUCUCAAGACUGAUGGCCGCUGGAUCCUAUACGGACUGCUGAGCGGCGGGGAAGUGCAUGGAGAUUUCUUGGCAAGGUUGUUUGCCAAAAGAGGGAGCAUCCACACAAGUCAGCUAAGAUCCCGAGAAAAAGAGUACAAGGAGCGGCUGGUUGGGGCCUUCACAAGGACCGUGCUGCCUCAUCUCUGCACGGGCGCCAGCCCUCGCCUGCGGCCACUGGUGCACAGCAUCUACCCCCUGCACCGCAUCGCCGAGGCACACGCGGCCAUGGAAGAAAACAGGAACACUGGCAAAAUCGUGAUCAGAUUGCCAGUUUGGAUUUUCUGUGCUCAUUUCAUAUUUGCUUUCUAG
Tinamus guttatus (white-throated tinamou) is the source of this 1032-nucleotide messenger RNA. RefSeq names its product tumor protein p53 inducible protein 3 (gene TP53I3). Gene Ontology annotation, molecular function: actin binding; quinone binding; quinone reductase (NADPH) activity. The record is from RefSeq and is a predicted model, not a curated record. Lineage: Eukaryota; Metazoa; Chordata; Aves; Tinamiformes; Tinamidae.